Macrobrachium nipponense is the source of this 2043-nucleotide messenger RNA. RefSeq names its product putative RNA polymerase II subunit B1 CTD phosphatase RPAP2. Bases 282 to 1967 code for a protein of 561 amino acids. Gene Ontology annotation, molecular function: RNA polymerase core enzyme binding; RNA polymerase II CTD heptapeptide repeat phosphatase activity. The transcript is spliced from 11 exons. Gene Ontology annotation, cellular component: cytoplasm; nucleus. The record is from RefSeq and is a predicted model, not a curated record. NCBI's taxonomy places the organism in Eukaryota, Metazoa, Arthropoda, Malacostraca, Decapoda, Palaemonidae.
AUACUACUACUACUGUCAACAAAACCUAAACAAUUUCCAAAAGGAAGAUCAUAUUCUAUAAAUGACUGGAUUUGUUUAUUAAAUUUCAUAAAAACAAGUUUCUAAUAAUUGACUAGUUUGAAAUAUACAUUUGGAUUAGUAGCUACUCCAUCAUGACAUCGUAGAAUAACUUUGUCCACCUGAAUUACUAUAUGCGAGGAUAAGGUGCUAAACGACUGGCUAGCUCCACAAGGCCACCAUUGAGAAUUACUUAAACAGCAAUCAAACUUGGUAAGGUUAGGAUGGCCCCUCCAGGAAAGAAACACAAAAAAUCAAAACAAAGGCCAAAGCAGCAAGAAUGUUCCAGGAGAACUGAGGGAGUACAAGCCACUCGGGAGCGUAUGGUAUCAUCUCAGAAGAAAUCUCAGAAGAUAUUUUUGAAUUUAGUUGAAGAUACUGUGGAUGCAGAAAAGUUUGUCGAGUUUCUUUGCUACAUCAAUCCAGAUACAUAUGAACAAGUUGAAACAGACCGAGGAGCUUCAGGAGUCUGUGGCUAUCCUUUGUGUCCUAACGAAUUUGUCGAUCGUUAUGGUGAUCAGCGCUACAAGAUUCGAAACAACAGACUGUAUGACAUCACAUUAAGAAGGAACUUUUGCAGUGAUGUGUGCUAUGAAGCAUCCCAAAUAGUAAAGAAGCAAGUUUCAAUGGAGCCAUUGUAUCUGAGAGAUGAUUUGCCAAGAAGAAGUCUGGAAGUUGUUAUUCCUGAUAGGGAAGACCUCAAAGGCCAAUAUGGAGAGGAAAUUGAUAUUGAAGGUGGAGUAAACCCCUACUUCACCAGCCAAGAACAAAGAACUAAAAAGUCCUUCACAUCUGUUGCUGAAUUUGCUCAGGAUGGACUUAGCAUGUGUGCUGAAAACUCUCAAGAACUUGAAAAAGAAAAGAACAGGAAAUCAGAAGGUGCUCAUGAAGAUAAAAAGCAGAAUUCACAAGGUCAAGUAACAGUUAAACUUAAAGAGGACACACGAGAAGGAAAACAGAAAAAUUCAGUAUGGAGACAAAAAGAAGAUAAGCCCCCAGAGGAAGAACUAUUUAAUGCUCACACUACUGUCAUACAGAUUGAACGUGCAUUACACGAAUGGAUGACUUUUGAAUCUUUACGCAUGGUGUUGGGUGACAAAUAUGUCAAAGGGAUGUUGGAAGAAAUUGGGGCAAAGUGGGAAGAUUAUGACUCUAGUGAAGGCAUGAAACUUAGUGUUGAAGCCAAGGCAAAAUACAUUGCCCUAUGUAGGAAACUUGAUGAAGAAGAAAGAAAUGAUACAUUUGGCCAGAGUAUGGAAAUUCAUGAAGUAGUUGGUCAACCAAGGUGUCCAUUGCCUAAUUAUCAACAACUUCAAGAGGAUGCUAAAAAGCAACAGCUAAAGGUAGUGUCUUUUCUUGGAGGGAAUGAUCAGUAUGAAGAAACUGCAGAUGAUGUAGCUGAUAAAGGUCAUGAGGGCAGUUCAUCAUUACCUCUGAUUGACAGUUAUUCCCAAGUGGAGUGGCGUCAGUCAAUUGUUCUUGAAAAACUGGAGAAAUACAUGAGAUCCUUUUUACCCCUGGCAAAGCUUGAUGAGGCAAAGGUUAACAGUCUUGUAAGGGACUUGGUUAUGACCUUCAGUUUUUCUCCAAACAACAUCAUCUUUAAACCAGGAGAAUGGAAUUUUGUCUCUCUGUUAGUAUUAAAAAUGCUCAGUAUUCGUAUCCCCGCCAUCAAAGCAGGAUUGGAGAUGGAAGACUUCCAGAAAUUCCAAAACACACUUCUUUCUAACUUCCAUCUGGACUUGGGCUAUCCUGAUCGUUUUCUUAGUUUUAUAACAGAAAUAAGGCACAUAAUCAGGCGACGAGUUGUAAGCAAUGAUCAGAGCAAUCCAGAAGAUCUUGUUCAGAAUUUCAACAAAGUUAAUGUAACAGGUGAUGCAAAGACAACUGAAAACAAGGAACAGACUUAAGGUACUUCAACUACAAAAAUCAAAGUACAGUGUGAGGGGAAAUCGUCCGUAAUAAAAUUUUAGAAAAAAUUUGGAU